AUGUCUACAGACCAUUUGCUCUACCCAAUGGAAUUCUCCAGCCACCAGGAUGAGUGGCUUGAGUUCGACAGCCUGUUCCAGCUCCCUUCGGAGUAUCUAGACAGCAAUCCCACCUCCGUGGAAUCUAUAUCUCCGCGCGACCUCGACCAGUCGUUCGCUGAUACCGAAUUCCUGAACUGGGACUCGGACCCCGCUAUGUUCUCGCAGGCCAUGUUCCCCGAGUUCACGACGAGCUGCGAAGCCCCAGUAGAAGGGCUAGACCCGUCUGCAUUGGACUUCCAGUCGUUCAUCAACCCCAAUGCCGUUCUACAACCGACAUCUCAAGACCAGUUUGUCGACGCUGGUUCCGAGAGUGCUUGGAUUCCAGAGACACAGGACUUUGGGGCUCCCUCUUCUUUCCGUUACAUGGUUGAGUCGCAGGCGGCUCUGGACACCCGUUGCUUCUCGCAAAAAGAGAAGCGACGGGAUGCUUCAAUUGCGCUACACUUGCAGCGCUUCCAGGAUACGCCAUCAAACAACCUCCUUUCCUCUCCUAACUGGUCUGAAUCCUCCCUCGAUGUGACGCAGUAUGAGCGUUCCUCCACAACGUCGACUACCCCUCCUGUCUCUGACUCGCAAAACUCGUCUUCGCCUGUAUCUGGGUCGGAGCCUGGGACUGGCUCCAUGCAGUUGGUGUUGGAUCUCAACAUGAACACAACCACCAAUGUGCCAAAGAAGCAGAAGCCGAGGUCGAGAGCUCAGAAGGAGAACUACAUCAAGGCUAGGAAGUAUGGGGUCUGCGAGAAACAUCGCAAGCAACACAAGAGGUGUAACUGCCUCGAGAAGGCCGCAGCAGCCGCGGCAGGAACUUCUCAGCUCAAUGUUAAUGCUUCACGUGCUGACGCCAGCACGCUAUCUCACUUGCGCACGAACCAUGAGAGAUUACUUGCGACCAAGUCGUCGCUACAACGCUCUGUCCACAGCCCGACAGGCUUUACGAAUGUCGAUCCACUAAGACCACCGACGCAACCUACACGGGUACCGCUUCCGGAUCUGUCUCCUACGCACCCGCUGGCACCAGCCGGCGUCCGCGACCAGGUCACAGUGAGACAACCGGUAGAUAUGCGCAAGCCGAAUGUAUCACGCACGCUACCGGUACAACCAUGUGUCUCGCCUACAAGCCACAACAGAGGUACCGGCGUUCGCGACCAGGUUACACAGAGACAAGCAGUAGAUAUGCUCAAGACGAAUAUAUCACGCACGCUAUCGGCACAGCCAUUUGUUUCGCCUACAGGCCACAAUAGAGCAACUGCACAGAACACGCAAUUGCUUGUUACAACAAGCGGAGGCUUGCUGAAUGUACCCGAUGUCUAUAGAGACAAGCGCAGUCAAUCCGUGCAACAACACACGCAAAGAUCUACGCAACGACCUACGCAACAAUCCCCCAGAUCACAGUCCACCGGACUAAGAUCAGGCGAUCAGCAAGUUCGCCAAACCUUACACGAUUCGGUGGGCAGACUGCCAAUUGGCAGUCGCGGUACAUUGGAUGUGCCGGGAUCUGGAGUUGCAGAUUAUCCUCUCCUUGAAUGCGCAAGCACAGUUGUCCGCAGGACCGCGGCCAGCUUGUUCACCUUCUGCAGAGACUCAUUAGCUACUUCGUCAGUGGCAGCCUCUGCCUCUUUCCUUGGCCGUCUUGCAGUGUUCUCUUCCAAGCUUUAUAUGCAAUCUAGGAAGGGAAUGGGGUUCUUAUGA
Molecule: messenger RNA, 1731 nt
Organism: Aspergillus puulaauensis
Lineage: Eukaryota; Fungi; Ascomycota; Eurotiomycetes; Eurotiales; Aspergillaceae
Exons: 2
Coding region: 1-1731 (576 amino acids)
Source: RefSeq, a predicted model, not a curated record